Messenger RNA from Gossypium arboreum, 1080 nucleotides. RefSeq names its product probable peroxygenase 4. Lineage: Eukaryota; Viridiplantae; Streptophyta; Magnoliopsida; Malvales; Malvaceae. Gene Ontology annotation, molecular function: monooxygenase activity; calcium ion binding. The coding region runs from base 310 to 972 and encodes 220 amino acids. The record is from RefSeq and is a predicted model, not a curated record. The transcript is spliced from 5 exons.
AAAGGCGCUACUCUCAAGUCUCACCCUAUAAUAAUGGCUGUUAAGCAAGAGCCACGUACUUCAUUGCAAUCUUCAUUUCAAAGAAUAAAGCAAAGCAAUAGUUAAAAAAAAAAAAAGAAGGCAAAGCAAAAGAAUCAAACUAUUCGACAGUUGUUUUGGUUCCUUUUCCUUGGUUUUUUUUAAUCAAAACCCUGUUGCUCCCAUCUCUUUGUUUUUCACGAAAUCCAGGACUUAUUCAGAUAUGGCUUCUUCUUUGACAUCCAAUGAUUUUCAAGAAGGUAUGUUUAAUAAUAUUAAAAAAAAAAAGAAAUGAAUUUCCACGAACGAAUUCAUGUCGUUAAUGAGUUUUUUUUUAAGAGAAUGAAUGGGGGAUAUGCAGGAGUGGAUGGUGAAGAUGCAGGGAGAGGUUUGGUUUCUGAUGAAAACGCUCUGCAAAAACAUGUAGCAUUCUUUGACAGAAACAAUGAUGGCAUUAUUUAUCCAUGGGAGACUUUUCAAGGUUUUCGAGCAAUAGGGGCUGGUUAUUUAUUGUCAUUCAUCAGUGCCUUCUUAAUCAACCUUGGUCUCAGUCGUAAAACUCGCCCUGGAAAAACAUUUUCUCUUGAAACUCUUAUGCUUGGCGUUGAGGUUAAAAAUAUCCAUAUGGCGAAGCAUGGGAGUGACUCUGGUGUAUAUGAUAGUAAAGGAAGGUUUGUGUCGUGGAAGUUCGAAGAAAUCUUCGCCAAAUUCGCUCGCACUCAUUCGGAUGCCUUAACAUCCCAUGAACUGAAGGCAAUGCUUAAGGCUAACAGGGAACCCAAGGAUUACAGGGGAUGGGUUGCUAGCUGGACGGAGUGGAUAACUCUAUACAAUUUGUGCAAAGACAAGGAAGGAUUAUUGAAGAAGGAAACAAUUAGAGGUGUUUAUGAUGGAAGCCUGUUUCAACAAAUGGAAAGGGAAAAAUUAGCAACUGCCGGUAAAAAGAAAGAAUGACAUACUCUUACAUGGGCUUGAUUUUUAUUAUGAAUUUGUUUUGAUGAGAUGUAAAUUUAAUUACUCGUUUGAAGGAAUUGAAACAAUUAAAAUAUGUUGUUUCACCCA